ACUGGCAUCUCCCUGCCAUUUCUGUACCACACACAGCCAAGAAGAUGGAACAGAAAAGGUCGACAAGCAGUUCUCAGCAAGGGAGGCCCAGGAAAAAGGUGGAUAACCCUUAUUUGGGGACAGACUACAGCAUGCAGAUAAAUCCUGGAUACCGUAUGAGAGUGAGGAAAGCGUUAAUAUAUCUUUGUGGGGAACUUUUUAGGAUUGGGAAAAGUGAUUAGAUAGGUAUGUCUACUGUAUUAAUUUAAUUAUGAUUAUGAGUUUGUCAACAAAUUAAUCUUUCAAAAACUAAAUAGUCAGUUGAUAGAAUAUUGAUCAAGUAGUUUAGGCUAUAGCAUAAUCUCUUGGCUGAUAAAAAUGCAUUAAUCUCUGGGAUGAAAAUGUAUUAGACUCAUGUAAACAAUGGGCCUGUUAGGCUACUGUUCAGUGUAGUAAAUCUGGAAUUAGAUGAGCAGAAAUUGUUAUUCCAUUAUGUUCGUUUUAAUUUGAUAAUUGUGAGCACUGACACUAAAAGUGUAUUGGAACAUGCCCCCUUAGUUAUUCUACAACCAUUAAAAAUUGUAGUAUGUGCAUCAUGUCUUUUUAGGCCCACAACAUAUCCAGUUUUCAUAAUUUCUUAUAGCCUAUUAUGUACCAGUGCGUCAUCAUCUGUGGUCACAGUGGAUAGACAGCGGGCGGGUAAUACAACGAUAAAGUGGUGCUUUUGGAAAUCGCGCGCUCAGCCCAACAUCCCGCCAUCCUCCUGUUAUCAAGUCCCGUGCCAAAUGCGCAGGCUCAAUGAGAUGAAUGGAUGGAUGCUACAUUCCUUUUCCGGCUGCACCUGCACAAUCCCCCAGGAAGUGUGGUGCGAUAAAUCCUAAAGUAUUAAUCCCUUAUACCUGGAGGAAGGAGACAGAUAUUAGUAUGCAUUUUGGAUGGAAUAUACCAUUUGUGUCGCCUUUCUAAUCUACAAAUCGUUCAAGUCGGCGCUACGCAAUUAAUGCAGGGUAAACAUUAUACCGUUAACUCCCUGCAAGUUUGGGUUAUUGUUUUUCUUGUGCUGUAGCGUUGAGCUAUUCGCAAAUCGAACCCUUUCCUGCAAUGGGAUGCUGCGGUAGCACAGAGGUAAGAUAACGGUUUCCUCCACCCCUAUGUUGCAUUAAUUGUUUUAAUGUUGCAAAUUGAACAUAAUGGAACGAAGAUUAGGCUACACUGCUACAUUGUUGCGACCGCUGUCAUCCAAUGACAAUUCUCACCACCUCAGUCAGAUUAGAUAAGACUAGGCUAUGUUCAUCGGGAAGGCUAGUGUAAUCCUAUUAUUAUCGAAACCGAGAAUGAAAUAUCAGGCUAUAGGCUGUAGCUUCAUUAUAAUGGGACACUAAUUGUCAAAUAGUUUUCUAGUGCAUUACCACCGACAUUUCGCAUAGGCUACCGCUUCAAAGCAGUUUUGCAUACCAUAAAUAGCUCGUGAGCACAGUUAGCCUUGUAAACAAACCUCAUCUCUCGCAUUGUGCGAGAUUUGAAGCUAUUGAACGGCGCCUUGACAAUGAAGGAGAGAUAAUAUGGUUAAAUGUGAUUGCGUUGAAAACAAAGUGUAACAACGUUUCUUUACAGUCGGCCACAAAUAGCCUCUAUCUACGAAAAUUAGAUGUCAAAGUGAAUUUGCGGGGGACAAAGGAAGUCAGAACUUGGCCUAAUGACAUUCACGGUGACUGCUAGACGGAGCGCGUGCCAUUGAGGGACAUUUUUUUGUGGCAUAUGUGAAAUAAUAUUUGUGUAGACUACAUUGUCACCAGUCACGAUUUGAAUUGACAAAGACUCCUAUAGACUAAUUGCUAAUGUGGCACUGCCGAUGUGUUGGUAUUUUGUUUUCCAGAGGACAAAGAGAGAAUGGAAACCCUUGGAGGAUCGAAGUUGCACGGAUUUGCCGUGGUUCCUUUUAUUUACUGUAUUCUGCGUCGGAAUGGUAAGUAGCCUGUAUGCCGAUUCAUUUCAUUGCAAACAAAGAGCAAUGUAAAACCAUAACUACAUAGGUUGAAACACAUUUUGAGACGAAACACAAGGCUCACAUCAACAAAAGUCGUUCAUCGUCAUGACAUUCUUUAAAUGUCCAGCUGAUUGAUUGCCUGACAAGUGUCACCUGUGUCAGGUUGCCACACCACCUCAGUUCAGCCAAUUAGCUACAAGCACGCAGACAAUUAACACCUUCUGAAGUGUGAAAUUGAAGAGUGCUCUGACUUUUGAGGAUGGUUAACAUAUGGCAAAAAUAUAUGAAACAAACAAACCCAUCUGAAUAGAUGAUCAACUAGUGCAAUUUACCAGUCAUUUUCACUGCUGAAAUAUUAUGUUGUAAACACACUUAAACGUCAUAAAGCACUAUUUAUGACAGAAAUGGAAAGACAUGGUUAUUUUUUACAUACAAUAGGGGUUUUCAUCGAUGUAAGCCAAUUAUUUAGGAAUAUCAGUAUAUUUUAUAUAUUUGUUUCUACAGCAUAGGCCUACUAGCCUAUACUUAGAGUGAAUAUAACUUUUUGUUUGAAUCUACAACCGAGUAAAGAGUGACUUGAAGAAUGAUGUUGUAAAACACACACACAAGCUUCUUGCAUCUGGGUAGCUUUAGAUACCAGUAGCCGGUUUCAAAUCCUGGACCUGGCGAUGGAAAAAGUAGGAAUUGAUUUCAGAUGGUUUCCAUUGUCUACUGUUUUGCCUUUUAAGCAAGGCACUUCAUACACCCUAAGUAGUUCCAGGAACACUGGCACUGAAUGGCAGCUGACCCUGUGCUUCUCCCAAAAUGUCUGGUGUGUUGUCUGGGAGGGUGGAGAGGAGAAUAAGAAUAGCUGUAGUAACAGAUGGACAAAUGAAUUAGAAUUCAAUUUCUGUGAUUUGAAUCAGAGUACUUUAAAAAACACUGGUCACUUAAGGCAGCGUACGGCUAGGUCAGCAGGAUUGGGCUGUUGGUGUUAGUGGUGCUUUUCAUGAAACAAUCCAUAAGCUUCGCAGUUUGACGGUCAGGUUGGUACAUUACAUUUUAUACCUGUCAACAAUGUAUUUAUACACAUCCAUACCCCACUGUGACGCAAUGCUUCUCUCAGGGGAGUAUCUGUGGGUUCACCAUCGCCACGGGGGGCGCAGCCCGCCUGAUCUUCGGAUAUGACAGCUACGGGAACACCUGCGGCCAGCGCAAUGAGCAGAUCGAAGGGGUCAGGCUGAGUGGACUGGAUCAGACGGACAAAAAGUGAGUCUUUCUCUCACUUUCUCACUCUACACUGUCUCCUAUCUGUAUCUCACCAACCCUUCACUCUCUUUUAUCUUAGCGGCAGUGCCAUUUUGCCAAAACCCAUCAUUCUGUUUACAAAUACAAAUGUUAGGCUGAAUUAGCCCAUUAUUGAGAAAUGUUAAGAAAUAGCUUUUCCCCGUUGCUCAUUGGUUCAAUAGAAAUGUCAAAUUGCAAUCAUUUUACCCCUGGCCUAUGGGAAUCUAGUAUAAAUAAAACCUUGAAUAAAUAUGCAGAGGCAUAAGGACAUUCUGUCACGGUGAACUGUACUUACUUACUGCACACGCCGCCCUCUGGGAACACAUAGGUAUUUCAGCCCACUUCAUCUGCAUGGCAGGCUGAUUACAUCCCCCCUUUGGAUUGACUGUGUGCUUAAUGCUUGGCUUGUGGUACAGACUUGUGAGUCAUCAGCAGAGGGGCAUUUAUUUAUUUUGGUUGUGCUGGUGAAGAGAUAUUAAUGGCUUUGAAAUUGCUUGGCUUGAUGUUUUUCCCCUUACCGUUUGGCUAGACUGCUGAUGAAAGAAUGGAAUAUGGAAUUGUUCAUCGUUUGAAAGAAUGACACUAGUUCCUAUUGAACAUCCAUCAUGUUAAUGUAUCUAUGGAUGAUAUGCAUUGUUUUUAAGGUUCUUAAAAUAUUCUAAAUGCAGAUGCUAACAGAUGUGGUGCUGCCAAUGUUUACAGACAAGUUAUAGGUAAUCAUAGGGUGUGGAGAGAGAAAGUGGCUUGGUAUCAGUCUGUGACUAAGUUAGUAAGUGAGCGGAGGAAGACAUUUCAGGAGAGGGUUCUGGCUGACACAAGGAGGACCUUGUCACCCAACACUGUCAGAUGUCAUUGGCUGGCUCUUUCUCUCUCUAUUUUCUAUUUCUCGCUCUCGCUCAAUUUUUCUCUGUCUCUCUAUGUCUAUCUGUAUCUCUCUCUUCCUCCUUCUCUUUCUUUCCAUACAUCAUUGUUUACUGCUCUGUUUCUGCUGUUGGGUGGCGCCAACACUGCCUUGUCUCGGCAACACUUGGCUCUCAGUCUCACCAGUGUUUCCCCUAGGAGUUUUUUCAGCAGCGGUGGCAGAGUUUGCGGGGGGACGACGACAUUGCUCACUCUUCCUUUUGAACAACCACAAACUGGCUGAGUUGAGCAUAACACCCACACAGUUAAUGUGUGCGCUGAACUGUUUUAAGUUCCAUUUUAGAGUGGAGCGUUAUAUCAACAAUGAGUAAGCUGAUAUCACUUGUAGUGUGCUAUUGAUCCUUGUGGUAGGUUUGCGUUGUGUAAAAACAUGCCUGUGGGCAAUGCCAUUUGAAAUGAAUAGCUAUAGUGAUAUUAGACCCUUUGUUGUGUUGAGUGAUUCAAAUUUGCAUGCUAGUCACUGUUAGUCACUCAUUUGCCCAGUCUGAAAUCCUCCCCAAACCUCUAGUCUUGGGUAAUAGUCUGACAAUGGUGUUGUGGGUGGGUGUAAAAAUGUAUAGAGGCAUUAUUGACAGAACUAUUUAGAAAUUCAACAGCUUUUGCCCUUGAGGACCUUUUCAGGGUCACUAGUUAGCUUCCCCUGGUCCAUUAUCACCACAUUAGCUAACAAUUAUGUGCUUGGUCAAAGCACCUUGACAGCCCUCCCAGGGUUGGCCUAUUGAUGUGACUGACACACGUAUGCACACACUAGGGUCGAAUACAGGUGACCGGUAUCCCGGGACAUCCCAACCAAGCUCUUUCCCGAUGAAAAAUAAUGACGGGAUUAGUGGAUCAAUAACAUAAAAAAUGUAUGCCGCACUAGUGCAAAAAUACAAGAUAUACAGGUGCGAAAGCUGCAUGAAUUGGACAUAUCAACUCUCUGGCUUCAUUCAUACAUUAGACUAGUCAUCACAAUGCAAGCAGCCUACCAUAUUUGGCCUACUCAAUGUAAAGUCCCCAAUAGAAAACAUCACUUACUUGUAUAACUUAUAUCAAUUGCAUUGCUGACUGUCAUGUGUAGGCUACACGUGGCCUCUCUACGCAGUUACUGAAGGAAAUCUCCAUUUCACAUUCACAAAUCUCCAAACUACAGUGCCUUCAGAAAUAAUUCACACCCCUUGACUUUUUCCACAUUUUGUUGUUACAGCCUGAAUUUAAAAUGGAUUCAUUUUAGAUUUAUUUUUUCACUGGCCUACACAGAAUACCCCAUAAUGUCAAAGUGGAAUUAUGUUUUUUGAAUUUGACAAAUUAAUAAAAAAGGAAAAGCUGAAAUGUCUUGAGUCUUAAGUAUUCAACCCCUUUUGUUAUGGCAAGCCUAAAUAAGUUCAGGAGUAAAAAGUCCCAUAAUAAGUUGCAUGGAUUUUAACAUGAUUUUUUAAUGACUACCUCAUCUCUGUACCCCACACGUACAAUAAUCUGUAAGGUCCCUCAGUCGAGCAGUGAAUUUCAAAUGCAGAUUCAACCACAAAGACCAGGGAGGUUUUCCAAUGCCUCGCAAAGAAGGGCACCUAUUGGUAGAUGGGUAAAAAAUAAAUAAAAUACAUUGAAUAUGCCAUUGAGCAUGGUGAAGUUAUUAAUUACACUUUGAAUGGUGUAUCAAUACACCCAGUCACUACAAAGAUACAGGCAUCCCAGUUGCUGGAGAGAAAGGAAACCAGUCAGGGAUUUCACCAUGAGGCCAAUGGUGACUUAAACAGUUACAGAGUUUUAAUUUAGUGAUAGGAGAAAACUGAGGAUGGAUCAACAACAUUGUAGUUACUCCACAAUACUAACCUAAUUGACAGAGUGAAAAGAAGGAAGCCUGUAUUACAAAACAUGAAUCCUGUUUGCAACAAGGCACUACUGCAAAAAAUGUGGCAAAGCAAUUAACUAAGAUACAAAGUGUUAUGUUUGGGGAAAAUCCAACACACUCUCCAUAUUUUGAAGUAUAGUGGUGGCUGCAUCAUGUUAUGGGUAUGCUUGUAAUCGUUAAGGACUGGGGAGUUUUUCAGGAUAAAUUAAUAAACAGAAUGGAGCUAAGCACAGGCAAAAUCCUAGCGGAAAACCUGGUUCAGUCCGCUUUCCAGUAGACACUGGGAUAUGAAUUCACCUUUCAGCAGGACAAUAACCUAAAACACAAGGCCAAAUCUGCACUGGAGUUGCUUACCAAGAAGAGAGUGAAUCUUCCUGAGUGGCUGAGUCACAGAUUUGAUUUGAAUUUACAAAGACAAUCUAUGGCAAGACCUGAAAAUGGUUGUCUAGCAAUGAUCAACAAUCAAUUUGACAGAGCUUGAAGAAUUUUGAAAUGUUGCACAAUCCAGGAAAAGCUCUUAGAGACGUACCCAGAAAGACUCACAGCUGUAAUCGCUGCGAAAGGUGAUUUCUAACAUGUAUUGACUCAGGUGCUUAUACUUAUCUAAUCAAGACCUAUUCGUUUGUCCACUUUGACAUUUAGAGUAUUUUUUGUAGACCGUUGACAAAAAAAUGACAAUGAAAUCCAUUUUAAUCCCACUUUUUAACAAAACAAAAUGUGGAAAAAGUCCAGGGGUGAGAAUACUUUCUUAAGGUACUGUAGCUUUGUGGCACUGGUAGAGGCGUAUAAACUGCAGCUUCUCACUGUUAACAAAAUGGCUGGUGCAUUGUGUCCACAAACGCGCUCAAGAAAAUAGACAUUUUCAACAUUGUUCCAUGAUGUUACAAUAACAAAAGCGAGUGCACGGGAUUACCUAGUCAGAUUGGCAGGUAUUUGGUACUGAAUGUCUGCUACUAGGCCUAUUUGCUUGUCUGUUUGUUUAGCGGAGAAUCUAUGUUCCCUGUUAUUCACCACAGGAAUUGGGUUAUCAUGGAGCUACGUCAAUGAAAUAGUGUGUUGACUUUGACAGAACUUUUGAGUUGAUUAAAUUGUGACAAAUACAACAAGAAACUGUUAGAUUCCAGUCCAUAUUUCUCCACUAGAGUGGUAUAAUCAUGUCAGAUUUAUUUUGUUGGUAUUGCAUGCUUUUAAAUAGCAUUUCCGGUUUGAGCGGGAAUACCAGGAUGGUACCGCGAUGGUUGCAAUUUCUUUUAGGGAAGGAAAAUGUGUUGGUUUUUUUGGGGGGAAAAUAUUCAUCCCUAACACGUGAGCGCACACAUGGACAGGCGCUGUAGACAGAUCACUGGAUUAAUAGUGGCCCCAGCGUGCGUGCACGCAAGAUAGUUUGGUGGACGCUUCAGUAGAAGGCUGUUUCGCCAGGUUGGGGUUUGAUAAGGUUGAUAACAAGGAAAGAACACAUAUACACACACACUUGCCCUAUCGGCCGCAGAGGAUGUGAGUUUUGACUGACAGCCCUCGCCUCAAGCGCAACCACCUGAUGCCGAACUCCACUGAGAAUGCAGCUGUCAUGGGAUUCAAUUAAGGACUACACAGCUGUCAACCCUAUUUCUCUCUCUCUCGCUCUGUCGCUCUCUCUACUUCUCCUCCUCACUUCAUAAUUUCUCUCUCGGUAUAUCUUCUCCAUGUCAUUAGACAGAAUAACACAACUGUGGUCUAUAGAUUAUUGCUGUCUUGGUGAUAGUCAGACAAAGAGUCUAGUAUCAUUGCUGGGGUGGUUAAAUGUAGGCCCAGUCGAGGUUGGGUUCAGUGCUGUAUUCAGUCCUGUCCUCAGCAACCUUUUUAGGUGACCUACCUGUGUGAGGUAUAGGCUAGUGUCACAUAAUGUGAUCAUUCGUGACAACAAAGUCAGAGCUUAAGGGAUAGCUUGUCAGGGUUUAUUUGGCUAUUACAGUUAAGCAGCUCCUCAUUCACAAGGCAGGGGCCAAACGUAAACAGUACAACGCUGUAGGCCUAUUCUUCUGGCCAUGGCUGCUGGUUGAUGAUCCAGGAUCAGUUUAUCCAAGCCCGAUCCUAACCUCAGCUUAUCUCAGACAAAGUCAAACUGCCAUUGAAUAUUCGGAACAAUCCAGUGUGACUUGAUUUUCAUAUCUAUCUACCUUUCAUCAAGCAUGUGUACAGUGCAAACCACUGAGCCAGCUUAUGAAUCACCAGAACAGUUCAUUUGGAUGACAUUCACUUUAGCCUGACCUAGAUGUUUGUCUGGUCUGGACGAGUGUAUUUACACUGGCCUAGACAUAGACUGGGGUUCAACAAUGUAGACACUACCUGACUUCAUUCUCCCAGCAUUGUAAUGUAUGUCUAUGUAUAUUUGUUUCAUUUUCAGCAUUUGUGUGUAACACCCAGGACAAUUGCUCCUGCAAGUGUGUGUGUGUGUGUGUGUGUGGGGCGAGGUGCCCACCCCAUAGUGUAUAAAAGCACCAGACAGAUGGACUAGAGUGAUGGAUUCUCUUAUAAAAAAAUGUCCUUGUUCCUUUCACUCUCCGUUACACUUGCCAAGUCCCAUGGACCAGUUCCAACAGCAUCAGCAGCCAAAGGCUCUGUCUCGUGCCAUUUGAUCAUAUCUCGGUGAAUAAGGUAUUGUUGGGGGCAGUGUGUUUUGCUUUGUCCACCAAAAUGAACAGGAGAUUGAGGGGAUGGGUAGGCUUCAGGACUUUCAGGUUAUUUUGUAGCUCUGUUUUCCUCUCUCAAUAUCACAUUCCCACGCCCAUAUUUUCACAUUCCCUUCUUUCUCGUGACUCAUUCCUCAUAUUGGUGAUGGGGGGGGGGAAAUAUUUUAUUGAUAAAGAACAGAUAAACAAAUUGCUGAAAUUCUCACAUUCCUUGUUACUCAUUCCUUAUCUAGGUUUUUUUAUUUUUAUUGAUAAAGAACAGAUGAACAGAUAUCUUUGUCUGUUUUUUGUUUUGUCUGCAGAUAUGUGUUCUUCCUGGACCCGUGUAACAUUGACAUAGUGCAGAGGAAGAUAAAGUCCAUGGCCCUGUGUGUGUCCCUGUGUCCUGAUGAAGAGCUGAAGACGUACCAGGACCUCAAGCGGUUUGCCAUGCACAACGGUGAGUUAGUGGGGCCGCUAGUGAAACGGAGUGGACACUGUUAGCGUUAUGCUCUUCUGCCGUCAAACCCACAAAAGCAUAACACUGACAGCAUAUUGAAUCAUUCACUGAUUCUCUAUUCCUCUCAGUAACUCAAUUGAUAAUGCUGUGGACCCUAACACAUGCAAGUUAUUGAUUUUGAAAAUCUGCUUGUCGAUAGUGGGUAUGUCAUGAAUUGUUACGAAAGGAAGCUCUUGAAUUUUUGUCAUCACAAUCUCACAUAUCCAUGGGAAUACGUUUUUAGCACCACAAAUCUUUUAGAUGAGAAGGCUCAAGAUCGUCCCGUUAGAAAAUAGUGUUAUGAGGAGCAGGUGUUUCUCUUCCCCCAUCAACAGAAUGCUACUAGGUCAUCGUUACAGCUGCCAUCCAUCACGUCAUUGACAGUGACUCACUGCCAUCCUUUGGAACGACAAACACUUUCCACAAACGGCGACAUGCCCGUGACCCCGCGUGCCAUCGACCCUCUUAAUACUGUCCUUUCAUUCAACACACACACGGUCUGGCACAGUGGGCACCUUGGCACAUGUGGAGAGCGAACUAGAUUAACAAAGACACCAUUAAGGCCAAUGCCACCCCUUGCUGUAUGGGUACUAUUGUUUGUGCCACCCUAACCCAUCCUUCAGCUAGGCUUGUGUGUCUACUGUCAGUACUGUAUAUACUUAUCGUGACGCACUCCAUGUAUGUCCCCCCAUGAUAGACUGGGCUGGGUUUAUGUAACUUUGCUGUCUCAAGUGGUCUUGUGUUCUGAUUCGACUGGCUGAUUCUGAAUUCCUGGGGCGGUGAGCAUAACACCGUUAACAACAACAUUUUGAGGAAAUGCGAUUUCAUCCAUCAUUAUGCAUGACAUGCUCAGUUGCAUAAAGGGAAAAUGAUGAAAUCAGGAUAUGUUGUUCUAGACACGAUAUAGAGCUAUAAUUUUGAUCACUUCUGGGGAGGCUGAAUUUCAUUUAGUCAUCCUUAUGUUGCUUGGCGUGUGUAUGGCUGCACUUAAAAAAUAUAUAUUUGUCUCUCUUUCACUCAGGGUCGGAGCUGUGUUCCUACGAGCUAGCCGGUCACAAAUAUCCCGGCCUUCCAGAGAGGUUCGACAAAUGUCCCAAACUUCCAGUUCCACCAAGGUAGGAAAACGUAUUAUUAGGGCUGCAUUUCAAUUAGGACUGGGAACUGCCAGGGACCUCACGAUACGAUAUUAUCACAAUACUUAGGUGCCGAUACGAUAUGUAUUGCGAUUUUCACGAUUCUAUUGCGAUUCGAUAUCAAAACAAAAAACUACAAAUACUUGGAGUCAAAGUAUCAAUAUAAUAUCAUCCAAAAAGAAUAUUGCGAUAUGUAACUAUCGAUUAUUUUCCCCCCAUCACUAAUUUCAAUAGUCUUAGAUCGCUUCAUUUCCUCUUCUCAUUCAGAACCAUUAAAGGACUUUCACUUAACCAGUCAUGUAGAUCCGAGAUGAUGUUUUAGAGAACCUCCCAGGUCAUGUGACCUUUGACCUCUACUUUGCUCCAUCCCACAGCAAAUCUCUCCCGGUGUUCAACCGCUGCACGCCGGUGGACGUCUCCUGCUAUGCCAAGUUUGCAGAGGCUGUGGUGACGUUUGUGAGCGACAACAGCGUGCUGCACAGGCUGAUCGCUGGCGUGAUGGCCAGCAAGGAGAUCAUCGUGGGCCUCUGCCUGCUGGCGCUAGGUGAUGACUGCUUCUGCAGGCGUUUGUUGUCAGCAGUAUCUCAGGGGGAGGCUGGAUAGGUAUAAGCAAUAUGGUGAAAUCUCCACCUAUCGGGACAUGUGGAACUACUACAUAUUUCCUAUCCAAUUAUUUCAGAUCUACAUGGAGAGCCAGGGCAAGGGGAUAGGGGUUGUUUCUGGACAGGGCCUCAGUCUCUGAACCCAGUGGGAGGGGUUGGUCUUGUGGGAGUGAAUAACCUGACUCUUCAUUGUAUUUCUGGGACCCACUAGUCUCUGAGCCUUCCCUAAUGUGAGCCAGUAAAGAAUAGACCUGCAUAGGGAACAUCUGUCCUGCUCUAGUGCGUUUUGCUGAUUUCUCCAUAUCGGUAUGAUGUGUCGGUACACAGGCAGUUACUGUAGGUCAGACAUCGACGGUGGAGAAACGCAGCGCUGGGUGAAAAAUACAGCAAUGUCAUCACAUCUUUGAGUCUCCCCUGAGACUGUAUGCCCUCUUUGGAAUGAGAGGAAGAAGGCUCGAAGGUAAAGGGUAUACCAUGGCAGCAAUGAACUUGUCCAUUUGGGAGUUAAUGCUGACACCUUCAGAGUACAUGUGGGUUAGGGUUGGAUAAAGUCCUACUAUGCGUCGAUUCAAUGCCAGUUUAUUUUAUGCUUGGAAGUGAGGAAGGAAAAUGAUUUGAAUAUGGUGAGCUGAUCCUCAAUCCUUACUUGGGGAACUCCCGGGUGCUUAUUCAUGAUCAGUUUUGAUGUAUUCAUUUUUUGGGGGGGUUGAGGCCAAGUGCAGGGUUAGCUGAUCCUAGAUCUGUGUUUUUAAGUGCUGUUGUGCCUGUGUUGUGCUGCAGUGCUCUCCAUGAUCCUGAUGGUGAUCAUCCGCUACAUCUCUGCUGUACUGGUCUGGAUCCUCACUGCCAUGGUUGUCCUGGGCUCCCUGGGUGAGCUCACUUCCUGUCUCUCCUGGCCUGGCCUUACUUCCUGUCCAGUGUUUUGAUCAAUCAAGGAGAACUGAAAACCGUGACAUAGUUUUGCACUUAACAUUAAUUCUAUGAUCAUUCUUGGACAUUCCUCUUUGCAUUUAGCAGUGUGCAGCUGUUCAAUCUCUCAACGAUACAGCAGCUUAAAAGCAGUCUCUGUUUUUCUGUAGCGGGCACAAGCAUUCUGUGGUGGCUGUACAUAGACCACCGGUUAACUGCCAACGAGACCCUAUCUAAAGAGACCACAGAGACUAAAGAUGCUAAGGAGGAAGCAGAGAUGUCCAGGGACAAUGCCCAGGCGCUGCUGGUGUAUGCCAUCGCUGCCACCGUAUUCACAGUGAGUACAGUUAGUGUUUGUGUUUGUGAUGAAAGGGAGACUGUGGGCAACCAAGCCUUGUACAUUUUGGGUGGGGUGUUGUGACAUUUCAGAUUGAAUGCCUAGCGCAGCUUUGAAAUCUUGAACUCCUGGCACCUCCCCCCUCCCCCUCCUCCUCACUGACUCUUUCACCUUCCUUUCACUCUCUCGCUCUCCUCUUGGCCAUCUUCCAUUUGUUUAAUCUCUCUCAUUCUCUCUCACCCUUUGCCUUCCCAUGUCCCACCUUGCUCUUUUCUCUUCCCUCAUUUGCAUCCCUUUUCCCCUCCUUCUUUCUCUCCCUCUCUCUCUCUCACCCCCCCCCCCCCCCCUCAGGUGAUCCUUCUCCUGCUGAUGCUGUUCAUGAGGAAGCGCGUGGCGCUGACCAUCGCCCUGUUCCACGUGGCCGGCAAGGUGUUCAUCCACCUGCCGCUGCUCACCCUGCAGCCCUUCUGCACCUUCCUGGGCCUGCUUCUCUUCUGGCUCUACUGGAGCCUGGUGCUGCUCUUCCUCGGGACCACCGGUGAGGGAGGGAGGGAGGGAGGGAGGGAGGGGGAAAGGGGCAGUGGUCCUCUUUUGAAUGUGAUUGUGCUGGAAGCGAAAGAGGAAAAAAUGAGGUAUAAACAGGAGAGGGAAGGGAAAACAGGAGAGAGGGGAAAACCUCUUUACAUAGGUAAGUGAUUAAUUCCAACACAACAGGACAUUGCACUAUUAUGGUUUAGUUCAGUUGACUGGGUUGGCCUUAUUCAGGAACAUGUCCAAACUAGUCCCGACCACUAGACUAAGUCUGACAUGUCCCCUUCAGGGAACCCGGUCCAGAAUGAGGAGACUGGUCUGACAGAGUUCCGGCUGACUGGGCCUCUGCAGUACAUGACAUGGUACCACGCUGUGGGCCUCAUCUGGAUCAGUGAGUUCAUCCUGGCCUGCCAGCAGAUGACUGUAGCUGGGGCCGUGGUCACGUACUACUUCACAAGGUCUGGUUCAGAAAUGUUUUCAUGAUUUGUUUAUGUACAAAUGUAUGUUUAUUUGAAAGGAUAUCAGCUAUAAUCAUGCUUAGUAACAAUAUUUGAUUUUGUUGUCCGUCUGUCACAGAAAUUAGUUUAGCUUAAAACAAAAUCUAGGUAUUUCUGGGUAAUAUGUUAUCACAGAGAUAUAGGAAUUAGAGAAAAUAACAAGAAUGUAAAUGUAAACUUCUCUCUGCCCCCCCCUUUUACUGUCGCUUCCUUUAAUUUACUCCCAUUCUUUUUAUUACACUCAUGUAGUAGUCAAUACAAUCUGAAAUCCAUGAGCAUACAAAAUAUUAAUGGAUAAGAGCAACAAAAUAAGAAUAGUCAUUCAAUAAUGUCCUGUGGUCUUAAAGGUCCCGCACAGUCAUCCUAUUACACAAGUAAAAAUAGCCUUUGAAUUACCAAAACAUUAUAUUAUUUUAUGCUAUUAUAAUGCUCAGAACUGAAAAGUGUACUCUUUCUCUCAUCUCUCUAACUAUCAGAAAGCCUGAAAGAACAGGCUGAGUGGGCGGGGAGAUUAUAUUCAUAUGAGUUCACUUUGACUGACCACUCUUUGAAACGCUCUUGUGGUUGUUGCCAGGUAACAAGGUAAACUAUGUCAUUCCGAGCCUAAAAAGUAUACCACAACCCAUUUUCUCUGCAAAAUGCUCUCAUGGUCAACAGAGCUGAUCAUGGACUGUUGGAUAUCAGACAAACAGCAGCAAUACACAAUUGCAUUUCUAUUGUUUUGUAACUAAUUACAGAAUGCAGUAGUGCCUUCCCCUUUUGCCCUUAGAACAGCCUCAAUUUGUCGGGGCAUGGAGUCUACAAGGUGUCGAAAGUGUUCAACAGGGAUGCUGGCUCAUGUUGACUCCAAUGCUCCAAGUUGACUCCAAUGCUCCAAGUUGGCUGGAUGUUCUUUGGGUGGUGGACCAUUCUUGAAACACAUGGGAAACGGUUGAGUGUGAAAAAUCCAGCAGUGUUGCAGUUCUUGACACAAACCGGUGCGCCUGGCACCUACUACCAUACCCCGUUCAAAGGCACUUAAAUGUUUUGUCUUGCCCAUUCACCCUCUGAAUGGCACACAUACACAAUCUAUGUCUCAAUUGUCUUAAGGCUUAAAAAUCCAUAUUGAACCAGUCUCCUCUCCUUCAUCUACACUGAUUUUGAAGUGGAUUUAACAAGUGACAUCAAUAAGGGAUCAUAGCUUUCACCUGGUCCGUCUAUGUCAUGGAAAGAGCAGGUGUUCUUAAUGUUUUGUGUACAGUUGAAGUCGGAAGUUUACAUACACUUAGGUUGGAGUCAUUAACUCGUUUUUCAACCACUCCACACAUUUUUUGUUAACAAACGAUGGUUUUGGCAAGUCGGUUAGGACAUCUACUUUGUGCAUGACAAGUAAUAUUUCCAACAAUUGUUUACAGACAGAUUAUUUCACUUAUAAUUCACUGUAUCACAAUUCCAAUGGGUCAGAAGUUUACAUACACUAAGUUGACUGUGCCUUUUAAACAGCUUGGAAAAUUCCAGAAAAUUAUGUCAUGGCUUUAGAAGCUUCUGAUAGGCUGUCAAUUGGAGGUGUACCUGUGGAUGUAUUUCAAGGCCUACCUUCAAACUCAGUGCCUCUUUGCUUGACAUCAUGGGAAAAUCAAAAGAAAUCAGCCAAGACCUCCAAGUCUGGUUCAUCCUUGGGAGCAAUUUCCAAUCUCCUGAAGGUACCACGUUCAUCUGUACAAACAAUAGUACGCAAGUAUAAACAACAUGGGACCACACAGCCGUCAUACCGCUCAGGAAGGAGACGCGUUCUGUCUCCUCGAGAUGAACGUACUUUGGUGCGAAAAGUGCAAAUCAAUCCCAGAACAACUGUCACGCCCUGGCUCUGGGGACACUGUUAUGUUGAGCCAGGGUGUGAAAUUCUAUGUAUUCUAUUACUAUGUUGGGAGUUCUAGUUUGUAUUUCUAUGUUGGCCUGAGUGACUCCCAAUCAGAGGCAACGAGUGUCAGCUGGUUGUCUCUGAUUGGGAGCCAUAUUUAAACUGUCUGUCUUUCCUUUGUGUUUGUGGUUUCUUGUUCUUAUUUGGUUUGUGUUAAACCGUAGACAUCACGUUAUCGUCUGUUGUUUUGAUCGUGUGAUCAUUAAUAUAAUAAAUAUGUUCAUCUUCAACGCUGCGCAUUGGUCCUCCUCCUUAGACGAUCGUGACAGAAGAAACCACCAGAACUGGACCAAGCAGCCGAAUGAGGAGCAGAGUGGGUGGACUUGGGAACAGUGGAGGAAGAGCUUCGACUGGGUCAAGCCGAAUGAGGAGCUGAAUGGCGGAGAUUGGAAGCAGAAGAGCGAGAGUUGGGCGAGAAUUAUAGAGGCCUGGCCCACGGGGAAGAGAGACUCCCAGAUUUUUUUUUAGGGGGGGGUUCACGACGUCGGACCAGCAGGAGGCCGCGAUAGAGCGGCCCAGCGGGUUGCCAGAGGAGGCCGCCAGGUUACGGGGGCCACUGGUCGAAGAGGGGAUGGAGGAUGUAGAGGCACGGCGAGAGGUACUGGCGUGUGUUGCCAGUCCGGCCUGUUCCUGAUCCCCACGUGGGGCCAGUGGUGUGUGUUCCCAGUACGGUCCGGCCUGUUCCUGCCACUCGCACCAAGUCAGUGGUGAGUUUCGUCAGCCCGGCGCGGCCCGUUCCUGCUCCCCGCACCAAGUCAGUGGUGCGCUUCGUCAGCCCGGUCCGGCCCGUUCCUGCUCCCCGCACCAAGUCAGUGGUGUGCUUCGUCAGCCCGGCUCGGCCCGUUCCUGCUCCCCGCACCAAGUCAGUGGUGCGCUUCGUCAGCCCGGCUCGGCCCGUUCCUGCUCCCCGCACCAAGUCAGUGGUGUGCUUCGUCAGCCCAGUCCGGCCUGUCCCUGCUCCACGCACCAAGCCUACGGUGUGCGUCGUCAGCCUGGUAAGGCCCGUUCCUCCUCCACGCACCAAGCCAGGGGUGCGCGUCGUCAGUCCAACACAACCCGUGCCUGGGUCACCGGUGCCUGGUAAGGUCCCGGUCAACUGCUCCACUACGGAGCUGAAGCUAUCCGCUCCACCAGUGUGCAGUCCAGCUCCGGUCAGCAGGGCCAGACCGGACCAGGGGUACUUUGGGGGUUUAGAGAAGGAGUGGGGGUCAUGUCCGGAGCCGGAUCCGCCGCCGAGGCGGAGUGCCCACCCGGUCCCUCCCCUGUGGUAUUUAGUUGGCGCGGUCGGAGUCCGCGCCUUUAGGGGGGGGUACUGUCAUGCCCUGGCUCUGGGGACACUUAUGUUGAGCCAGGGUGUGAAAUUCUAUGUAUUCUAUUACUAUGUUGGGAGUUCUAGUUUGUAUUUCUAUGUUGGCCUGAGUGACUCCCAAUUAGAGGCAACGAGUGUCAGCUGGUUGUCUCUGAUUGGGAGCCAUAUUUGAACUCUUUCCUUUGUGUUUGUGGUUUCUUGUUCUUAUUUGGUUUGUGUUAAACCGUAGACAUCACGUUAUCGUCUGUUGUUUUGAUCGUGUGAUCAUUAAUAUAAUAAAUAUGUUCACCUUCAACGCUGCGCAUUGGUCCUCCUCCUUAGACGAUCGUGACAACAACAGCAAAGGACCUUGUGAAGAUGCUGGAGGAAACGGGUACAAAAGUAUCUAUAUCCACAGUAAAACUAGUCCUAUAUCGACAUAACCUGAAAGGCCGCUCAGCAAAGAAGAAGCCACUGCUCCAAAACCGCCAUAAAAAAGCCAGACUACGGUUUGCAACUGCACAUGGGGACAAAGAGUGUACUUUUUGGAGAAAUGUCCUCUGGUCUGAUGAAACAAAAAUAGAACUGUUUGGCCAUAAUGACCAUCGUUAUGUUUGGAGGAAAAAGAGGGGAGCUUGCAAGCCGAAGAACACGGGGGUGGCAGCAUCAUGCUGUGGGGGUGCUUUGCUGCAGGAGGGACUGGUGCACUUCACAAAAUAGAUGGCAUCAUGAGGAAGGAAAAUUAUGUGGAUAUAUUGAAGCAACAUCUCAAGACAUCAGUCAGGAAGUUAAAGCUUGGUCGCAAAUGGGUCUUCCAAAUGGACAAUUACCUCAAGCAUACUUCCAAAGUUGUGGCAAAAUGGCUUAAGGACAACAAAGUCAAGGUAUUGGAGUGGCCAUCACAAAGCCCUGACCUCAAUCCUAUAGAACAUUUGUGAAAAAGCGUGUGCGAGCAAGGAGGCCUACAAACCUGACUCAGUUACACCAGCUCUGUCAGGAGGAAUGGGCCAAAAUUCACCCAACUUAUUGUGGGAAGCUUGUGGAAGGCUACCAGAAACGUUUGACUCAAGUUAAACAAUUUUUAAAGGUAAUGCUACCAAAUACUAAUUGAGUGUAUGUAAACUUCUGACCCACUUGGAAUGUGAUGAAAUAAAUAAAAGCUGAAAUAAAUCAUUCUCUCAACUAUUAUUCUGACAUUUCACAUUCUUAAAAUAAAGUGGUGAACCUAACUGACCUAAGACAUGUCAUUUUUACAAGGAUUAAAUGUCAGGAAUUGUGAAACUGAGUAUAAAUGUAUUUGGCUAAGGUGUAUGUAAACUUCCGACUUCAACUCUAUAUACUCAGUGUUUAACUCCUAUUUUAUUUUGAAUUUAAUGUAAUAUCUUUUGUUCCUGUCUAUAACUGUUCUGUACUUGUCAUAUAUUUGUAUGUUUUAUGUGGACCCCAGGAAGAGUAGCUGCUGCAUGUGCAGUAGCUAAAUGUAUGUUGCUCUGGAUAAGAGCGUCUGCUAAAUGACUAAAAUUUAAUGGAGGUCCUAAUAAACAAACUACUCCUCAGUAUAACUGGAGUGUCCUCGUAGGAGGGUGUGGCAUGCUCUCUUCUGAGUGGGCUUUGGGUCAGUGAGCUGUGCCAAGCAGGAGCAACAUACUCCAGGAUGUGGCGCAUGUAGCCGGUGUAAAUGCUCACCAGGUCUUCCUGUGGCACAUGGAACCUUUAUAAGGUGUCGAAGGAGAACAUUUUGUGUUGCUCUUCAUUACAAUAGUAGCAACCUGCUCACCCCAUUGUAAGACCUGUACCAUUCCCCCUAAACUGUUCACGCUAUCACACACUGAGCUCCUGGCCCUCGAUCCGGAGAGGGCAUGGGCCAGGUGGAUUUCUUGUGAAGGCCACUGAUAGGACCUUGCAUUUGGCAGGGUUCAGUGACAUUCUGCUUGCAUGAACCCAUGUGUCGAAGUUGUUCAGUGCCUGCUGUGGUGUACUGACGUACCCUGUUGUGCACGUGUGGACCAGAUUUAGAUCGUCAACAUAUUUCCACCUACUGUCGAUAUCCUGGGAUGCACUGUCAAUGACCACAAGGAAGAUGAGGGCCCAGAAGAGUUCCUUCAGCCACGCCUUCCGUCAGUUUCUGCCAGUCUGAGAGGCUGUCUUUGUAGUGUACCUGUUUGCGGCCGGUCACAAAACUGCAGAGCCAUGCUGUGAGGGCAGGUCUGACACCCAGUUCAAUGGCGACGGGAUGGUCGGUUUUUGUCAAAGGCCUUGGAGAAGUCAGUGGUGAUGAGGGUGGUUAUGGUAUUCUCUCUCCCUCUAUCCUUCGUCCCUUCCCCCUGUCUCAGGGACAAGAACAAGCUGCCGGUGACGCCCAUCCUGUCGUCAGUGUUGAGGCUGAUGAGGUACCACCUGGGCACGGUAGCCAAGGGCUCCUUCAUUAUCACCUUGGUCAAAAUCCCACGCCUCUUCCUCAUGUACGUCCACAACCAGCUCAAGGGCAAGGUAAAGCACACUGUUUACUCUCUCUCUCUCUCACUGCCUCACUCUGUCUCGGUCUGUCUCUCUGUCUCUGGCAUGUUACUUUAUAGAGAAUAAUAAAAUACUGCCCUGUUGCAUGGAGUGGUGUGCAAGCAAAUCAAGGCUAGCGUUUUGGCUUGUCACCAGUAGAUUUAAAUUGCAGUCAAUGCCAACAUGACCGUGGUGUCACAUCAGUUGUUGUGACAUGACAUUGGCUAUAAUGACAUGACACCUGCUAUCUUUGGUUGAUCUGUUUUAGGACAGUUUACAGAAGAAAAUAGAGGGAAAGGGUUUAAUGUAAAGUCCUAUGCAGAGUAAAAAUACCAAAUGUAUUUUAGGUUCAGGUGGGUUUGGCACAGUGCUGGCGAUUUAUUAGGGUUGUUGGAUUGGUUCAUAAAUGGGAUAUAUAAACUCAGCAAAAAAAGAAACGUCAACUGCGUUUAUUUUCAGCAAACUUAACAUGUUUAAAUAUUUGUAUGAACAUAACAAGAUUCAACAACUGAGACAUACAUAAACUGAACAAGUUCCAAAGACAUGUGACUAACAGAAAUUGAAUAAUGUGUCCCUGAACAAAGGGGGGUGGGGGGGUCAAAAAGUAACAGUCAAUGCAGCUGGUGGCCACACCAGAUACUAAAUGCUGCUGUGCAUCUCCUCCUCAUGGACUGCACCAGAUUUGCCAGUUCUUGCUGUGAGAUGUUACCCAACUCUUCCACCAAGGCACCUGCAAGUUCCCUGACAUUUCUGGGGGGAAUGGCCCUAGCCCUCACCCUCCGAUCCAACAGGUCCCAGGCGUGCUCAAUGGGAUUGAGAUCCGGGCUGACAUUCCUGUCUUGCAGGAAAUCACGCACAGAAUGAGCAGUAUGGCUGGUGGUAUUGUCAUGCUGGAGUGUCAUGUCAGGAUGAGCCUGCAGGAAGGGUACCACAUGAGGGAGGAGGAUGUCUUCCCUGUAAUGCACUGCGUUGAGAUUGCCUGCAAUGACAACAAGCUCAGUCCGAUGAUGCUGUGACACACCGCCCCCAGACCAUGACGAACCCUCCACCUCCAAAUCGAUCCCGCUCCAGAGUACAGGCCUCGGUGUAACGCUCAUUCCUUCAACGAUAACCGCGUAUCCGACCAUCACCCCUGGUGAGACAAAACCGCGACUCGUCAGUGAAGAGCACUUUUUGCCAGUCCUGUCUGGUCCAUCGACGGUGGGUUUGUGCCCAUAGGCAACGUUGUUGCCGGUGAUGUCUGAGGACCUGCCUUACAACAGGCCUACAAGCCCUCAGUCCAGCCUCUCUCAGCCUAUUGUGGACAGUCUGAGCACUGAUGGAGGGAUUGUGCGUUCCUGGUGUAACUCGGGCAGUUGUUGUUGCCAUCCUGUACCUGUCCCGCAGGUGUGAUGUUCGGAUGUACCGAUCCUGUGCAGGUGUUUACACGUGGUCUGCCACUGCGAGGACAAUCAGAUGUCCAUCCUGUCUCCCUGUAGCGCUGUCUUAGGCGUCUCACAGGACGGACAUUUUCAGAGUCAGUAGAAAGGCCUCUUCAGUGUCCUAAGUUUUCAUAACUGUGACCUUAAUUGCCUACCGUCUGUAAGCUGUUAGUGUCUUAACGACCAUUCCACAGGUGCAUGUUCAUUAAUUGUUUAUGGUUCAUUGAACAAGCAUGGGAAACAGUGUUUAAACCCUUUACAAUGAAGAUCUGUGAAGUUAUUUGGAUUUUUACGAAUUAUCUUUGAAAGGCCAGGUCCUGAAAAAGGGCAGUUUUUUUUUCAUUUUUUGCUGAGUUAUUUAUAUACAGCUCUGGAAAAAAUUAAGAGACCACUGCACAUUUUUCUUAAAUCAGCAUCUCUACAUGUAUGACAGCCAUUCCAUUCCAGUGUCUGUUGAAUUCCAACACAGGCACACCUCAUUCUACUGAAUUAGGUACUGAUUAGGUGAUCACCUGAACCAAAUCUUAUCUAACGGGGAAAAGUAUAAAAACCACUAUUGUGGUCAUCACUAUCCUCUUGCAAUAGGACCAGCUGUAUGGCAAAAACAGUGCUAAUAGUACCUCAAAAUAACUAUUGACCAUGCCAAAAGAGUUGAAAAGGAACGUUUUGAGUGAGGAAAAGAGGUUCAAUUCUGGCUUUACUGGCAGAGGGAUACAGUGAGCGUCAGGUUGCUUCCAUCCUUAAAAUUUCAAAGACGGCGGUUCAUAAGAACAAGGUCAAGCAGCAGACAUUGGGGACAACAAAGCUACAGACCGGCAGAGGGCGAAAACGACUCUCUACUGACCGGGAUGACCACCAACUCAUUCUAAUGUCACUCAACAACCGUAAGAUGACAUCAAGUGACCUACAAAAAGAAUGGCAAACUGCAGCUGGGGUGAAGGGCACGGCGAGGACGGUUCGAAACAGGCUCCUAUGGGCAGGGCUGAAGUCGUGCAAAGCUAGAAAAAAGCCCUUCAUCAAUGAGAAGCAAAGAGGAGCCAGGCUGAGGUUUGCAAAAGACCAUAAGGAUUGGACCGUAGAGGACUGGAGUAAGGUCAUCUUCUCUGAUGAGUCCAAUUUUCAGCUUUGCCCAACACCUGGUCGUCUAAUGGUUAGACUGAGACCUGGAGAGGCCUACAAGCCACAGUGUCUGGCACCCACUGUGAAAUUUGGUGGAGGAUUGGUGAUGAUCUGGGGGUGCUUCAGCAAGGCUGAAAUCGGGCAGAUUUGUCUUUGUGAAGGACGCAUGAAUCAAGCCACGUACAAGGUUGUCCUGGAAGAAAACAUGCUUCCUUUUGCUCUGACAUUGUUCCCCAACUCUGAGGAUUGGUUUUUCCAGCAGGACAAUGUGCCAUGCCACACAGCCAGGUCAAUCAAGGUGUGGAUGGAGGACCACCAGAUCAAGACCCUGUCAUGGCCAGCCCAAUCUCCAGACCUGAACCUCAUUGAAAACUUCUGGAAUGUGAUCAAGAGGAAGAUGGAUGGUCACAAGCCAUCAAAGAAAGCCGAGCUGCUUGAAUUUUUGCGCCAGGAGUGGCAUAAAGUCACCCAACAUCAAUGUGAAAGACUGGUGGAGAGCAUGCCAAGAUGCAUGAAAGCUGUGAUUGAAAAUUAGGGUUAUUCCACCAAAUAUUGAUUUCUGAACUCUUCCUAAGUUAAAACAUUACUAUUGUGUUGUUUAAAAAUGAACAUGAACUUAUUUUAUUUGCAUUAUUCGAGGUCUGACAACACUGCAUCUUUUUUGUUAUUUUGACCAGUUGUCAUUUUCUGCAAAUAAAUGCUCUACAUGACAAUCUUUUUAUUUGGAAUUUGGGAGAAAUGUUAAAAAAACAAAAAUGUUAUACAUACCUAUAAAUAGUAAAACCAGAAAAACUGAUAAUUUUGCAGUGGUCUCUUAAUUUUUUCCGCAGCUGUGUGUAUAUGUGUAAUAUGUAUAUGUGUAAAUAUAUAUGUAUAUAUAUAUAUAUAUAUAUAUAUAUAUAUAUAUAUAAUUACUAUAGAUUUGAACUGUUACUCAUUUAGGAUAAACACAUCUGGUAAACCACAUUACGAUAUUAUUAUCAUGCUAUUUCUUACAGGUAUUUUGCUUUAUUCUCCUAAACUAGUGUCUGUUGUCCUUGCUGUUUGUUGUCACAUCCCAAGUGUUGUUGCUUGACUUGAUCAAUGGAGAGACACCCUGCACCAUACUGAAUUGAAGGGAUAAAUGAUCAUUAGAGCUCUGAGAGGGGAGGUAACUAACGCUCCGAAACAGAGCCACAAAGUUGGGUACAGCAAUCUGACUUUGGGUCUAUGCAUGCUUCUCUUUUGGUUUAGCCUCGAUGUAAGACAAGUUCUGGAGCUCUGCGGGGCCAUUUUUUCUAAGCAUUUGUAUCUAUUUUUUUAAAAGUAGUGCACCUCGGAUACCUCUCUAUCUCACACAGGAAAAUGCAUGUGCUCGCUGCAUGUUGAAGACCUGUAUCUGCUGCCUGUGGUGUUUGGAGAAGUGCCUCAACUAUUUGAAUCAGGUAAGAGCUCUUUCUUUCCCCCUAAUUGGAUCAUUGUAAAUAAGGAUGGAUGAAGAGAUGUUAGAUGUUUCGUAUCCAGCUUGUUCGCUGUAGUGAUUGUAGUGUGUGUGUAGAAUGCGUAUGCGGCGACAGCCAUCAACAGUACCAGUUUCUGUACGUCGGCGCGUGACGCCUUUGUGAUCCUGGUGGAGAACGCUCUGAGGGUGGCGGCCAUCAACGCCGUGGGAGACUUUGUCCUCUUCCUUGGCAAGGUGAGGGGGCUGCUGGGAUACUGGAGGGCUUCAGAGUAGUGGACGUUGAUCCCUAUACUUACAAUGGACUUUUUAAGAAUGAAUCCGUUUCAAGAAUUAAAAUGGGAUGGGGUUGAUUUUUAUAAGAGGAUGGCACUUUAUUAAUGCAGGAUGUAACUAAUGCAGUCAGUCGUCAUCAGCAUCAUGUCACUGAUGCUAAUCUUACUUCUGUGUGUGCGGUCAGAUCCUGAUCGUGACGUCCACAGCGUUCGCCGGCGUACUGCUACUGAACUACCAGCGGGACUACGCAGAGUGGGUCCUCCCUCUCAUCAUCGUCUGCCUCUUUGCCUUCCUGGUGGCCCACUGCUUCCUGUCCAUCUUCGAGAUCGUGGUGGAUGUGCUCUUCCUCUGCUUCGCCAUCGACACCAAAUACAACGACGGCACACCGGGCAGAGAGUUCUACAUGGACAAAGCCCUGAUGGUAAGCUACGUGAGGAUAUGGUAUACUGGUGGGACUUUGUUGAAAUGGAGAGUGCAAUGUAUGUGUUUAUUUGCACAUGUAUGUAGGAGUGUGGUUUGUUUAUUGGGAUGACUAUGAGCAAUGGUCAUGACAGUAGAAUGGUAUUCAAACAUUUUGGUCCAACAUGGCAGGUCUAUCUAUGCAAAAAAAUAUAUAUUUUUGAGUCCUGCUGUUCAUUUGAGAAGUUGAACACAACAUUUAUUUAUUUGCAUUUUCCCUCUCACUACAUGCAUCUUUGGAUGAUCCAUUUAUCCUACAACUCAAAAUCACCCAGGGAUGAACAUGUAUUCAAAAUGUGGCAUUGAAAUUAUUUUAUUCCGUAACCUUAAACUCAUCUUUUGGGAGAGCUGUCAGCACACUUGUCAGGCAUAUCAGGGGAAAAAAGCUCACAAAAUAUGCAAAGUGGCUUGUUUCAUGUAGCACACAACCUUGAACAUUAAUGAGCGGUAGUGGGAGAAAUCAGAAGGGAGCCUUCUUGACUGGAGUUGUUCUCUGGAUGGAUGUUUAAAAAUGUAGAAGCUGACAGGAAAUGGAAAAUAUUCUUUGUUUGUGACUCAGCAGUAGCUCCAUAAUAUUCAUACAUUUUUUAAAAUUGUUUAUAAUUAGGCCCGACUAGCCCAGUUAGAAAUGUUAGGUUUAAGAUUAUAUAAGCUACAAUACACAAGUUUUGGGGCACUCGUAAGUAAUAUGGUAAUUAGGAAUAUAGGUAUUCGCUUUGAAACUUUAGUACGAUAAAGCUAAGGAUUCUGUGGUUUUAAUGAUGAAGGAAAUGCAUUCACAUGGUAUAUUAAGAGUAUAUCAACCGACCAGGUGCGUUUCAGCACAUGGUUUGACACAUUGUUUUCCAUUUCCCCCCUGCAGGAGUUUGUGGAAAACAGCAGGAAGCUGGAGCGGGUGGUGGAGCGAGGGCGGAGCCGGCCCACAGAGGCAGUGUCGGUGGAGGGGGCGGAGAUGAAGCCCAUGGUGAGUGACAGUGGAGGGGGCGGCAACGCAGGUGGAGACACUGAGGAGGUGGGCUGGGGCUUGGACGGAGGCGGGGGAGAGUGGGAGGAGCUGCAGGAGUUCCAUGUGUAUUACCUCCUGGCCGGGGUGCUGGUGGACUGGGCCCUGGGGGAGCAGAGUACCGUGGUCCCCUUGCUCCUCUGCCUUACCGAGGACAUGGUCCUCUUCUUCUGCGUCUACCUGCCCACCUCCACACUCUUCCUCUUCGUCACACUGCUCCAGAAACCCUCCACUGCUGUCGUGCCUCAGCCACAACCAAAGCCACCUAAACAGUCUUCUUCGCAUGCUAGCUAACGCAUGCUAACUAAUGCACAACCACGGCAUCCCCCUCACCCUCAUCUCUACUAACUCACUUUUCUCACCGAACUAUACCAUCCCUCUUAUUUUUUAUUUUUUUACAUCGGUUUUCUUUCUUCUCACCUGUCAUCUCCUGGCUAUCUUGAACCUGAAGUGUACAUUUGUUAGUUUUUUUUUGCCUUUUCAUCACCAUGGUGCUUUUUGGUAGAGAGGGACAUGUCUGGUAGUGCAGAUAAUCAGCUGUCAGCUUAGAAAGAUGGGGGGGCAAAUGAACAGUACGAAAUGAACAGUCUGCCCCCCCCCCAAAGUAAACAGCAGUGAGCAGCAACAAUGGCAGUUUGAUUGUGCAAUGCUAGAAGGGACCAAUGGGGAGAUGGAUGUAUGACUCUUCUUUCCCGUCUAAUGUACCGUGCUACUGGAUUUCCUGCCGGAAUUAUUUAGACAGCUGUUAGGAGCUACUGAAAUUGGCAACUAUGCACAUCUGUUUACUUGUAGAUUUGGCCUUUUCUUAUCUCCUAGAUCCACUCAGAUAGCACAUGGGGACAAGGCCUUUUCUUAUCUCCUAGAUCCACUCAGAUAGCACAUGGGGACAAUUAGUCUUGUACUUUGGUAUUAUAGAGGUAUUAGUAUCUCCUCCAGUAGUUAAAAAUAAUAAGCUAUGUGUAUUUGUCAUAAUGCACAAUCAUCAGUAUUGAUGACAGCAGCAAGUCAGCUUUUGCACAAGGAUACACAGGCGUAUUCCUCAGCCCUCCUUUGAAUGUCCAGCCUUCACGGCACAAGAUGGAUCCCCUAACCUCAUCACCACUCCACUGCAUGGUGUCUAUUUUAUUUUCUGUAACCUCUUCUCGUCCAUUUUUAUUCAUUUUCAGAACGGCUUGGAAAUGGAUCUAACCCUUUUUUUUCACCCAUUCCAUUAUUUUACCAUCCAAAUACUUUUUUAAUGACUGCAUACGAUACUGUGAAUGGAGUAAUAACACUUGAAUAACUUUGCUUUCCAGGCUCCAGGAACAAGUUCAGCUUGACCAAAAUCACCUAAUGGGACUUUUUAAAAAGACAUUCCAAAAUGUUUAUUUUUACCAAUGUGUAACAUGUUUACUAUGGUUUCACUCCAGGGAAUACAAUAUUUUAAUAAGAAACUGUAAAAAAAUAAAUAACGAUGUAAUGAAGCACUUUAUAUUGAAGCCCUGCAUAUUUUAAAAGGCUGAUGCAUUUUUCGUAGUGAUGUCCGUUUUUAUAAGACUAAAAAAAAUAAUUGCCAUCUAGUCAAACACAGUACUAAAAUCGAUUGAAUCACUUUGGGUUGGACUUGUUUGUCAUUCAAUGAUAUAGCACUUAGAUGUGUUUUUAAUCAACCACUGAAACCUAAGUAUGUUAGACUCACGUUUGCAUUUGAAUUCUGCGCCAUGGAAGAGUGUUUUUGUUUUGAAAGUAGGUGUAUUUUUACCAGAGUGCAACGUUUUUUUUCAAGGCUGGCUGUGAUUUAUUUAUUUUUCUUAAAUUUUUGGGAUGUACAGAAACCGAGAGGAUGCGGUAAUACAACUGCUAGCUCCCAUGGUUUGGAGGGACGCAGAGACAGUUACUGCCGAUUGGAAGUCUAUCCCCCCUUCACCUAGACACUUCUUAGAUAUACAAGUGACCAUGAGAAGUUUCUAGGGGUAGGGACUAGGGCUGUGACGGUCAUGACAUUUUGUCAGCCG
Coregonus sp. 'balchen' is the source of this 26534-nucleotide messenger RNA. The record is from the annotation of a GenBank genome assembly. Lineage: Eukaryota; Metazoa; Chordata; Actinopteri; Salmoniformes; Salmonidae.